UCCUCAACUUGUUGAUAAACAAAAAAGUGUUGAAUGUGUUUACUAGCAAAGGAUUGUGUUAUGAAUAAAGCUCACUAUUAUUGAUGCAUUCAAUAUGUAUGAAUUUUUGAGACCGUCGUUAACAGCGUUUCAAAGCCGAAAAUUGUUUCAUUCAUAUCAAAAAGAGCAGGGUGACACGGUGGAAGAGUGGUUUCGAUGUAUCAUCGACACUUUGGAGGGUUGUGAGUAUGGAGAAUUAUCCGAAUUUAUGCUUAUCGAUAAGUUCAUAGCUGGCUUAGAUGACGAAACGUGUGAAAAACCUGUACCAUAUGCAACGAUUGCAAUAGAUACACUGCAGUCAAUUGAAUUAGAUAUCAAAAAUCACUUUGCAAUUCCGUUGGAAUCAACGACAUGUGACGAAAUCACCAACGAUAUUGAGGACUUUUUAGCUGUAGACGAUAUCAAAGUGGAAGAAGAUGAAGAGGGUCUAUCAAAUGAAUCUGAAGACAACCUACUGGAUCACUACCAUGAAACUCGAGUUUUAGAGAGAGAUUUCUCUGGUGACGAUACAAAAAUACCAAAUUAUGAAUUCAGUCGAAGGAGUCAAAAGAAUACUGUAAAUCAGGAGGAUAUCAAAAGUACAGAAUUAAUCCAGCACAAAUCGAGUGAUGAAAGGAAACCAAAAGUCGAAAUCAAAGGAUUCAAAAGGGAGAAAAGCAAGGACAUCAUUUGUCUUGACUGUGGCAAAUGCUUCAAACAAAAGAACACAUACAAUUACCAUAAGCGAUGGCUCACGGGCAAAAAUUUGUACAAUUGUAAUAUGUGUGAAAAAGCAUUUGUGAAAGCGGUUCAAUUGAAAAGACAUAAGCUAACCCAUGAUAAUGACAACAAAUUGUUCGAAUGUUAUCUGUGGUUAUCGAAAUUCGAUCGAAUACACGGACUAAGGAUUCAUUUUACAAUAUUACAUACCACAAAGACCAAACGGAACCUUCGGUAUAACUCGACUUUACGGAAUACUCAAGAAAUCGAUCCGCUCAUAUGGCAUUAAAUAGUUUAUGUCGCCACCUUUCCAAAACAGUAUAGUAUAGGCGUCGCUCCCCCUCGGAUCCCCCCAAAUCGGCGUAUGUAUAGGGAGGAUAUGAAAAUCUCAUGUGGCUACCGAAGGUCAUUGCUCCGUACCUAUAGGAGGUAGGGCAUUAGUCACUAGAGCAAAAAUAUAGUACUCGUGAACCUUUCUAGCCAUGUAUAUGGUGACCCUCCCGGGUCCCCCUUCAUGAAAAUAUAGGUAUUGCAAAAAUUAAUGGGAAAAUGGAACUUUUCUUUUACUGUGCUUUGAGGAAUAUGAAUAUUGUAUCGAUUUUUUGUAUCCUGAGGAUAGCUUGGGUUCAGUACAUCUCAUUUCAGUACAAACAUUUGCAACUUUUGGAUUUACCGUUAUUUUUUCCUUAUUUUAUGUGUACAACUUUCAUAUUUUUUUCAAUACCUUUGCCUAUAAGUCCUCAGAUGUUACACAUACGACACUGGUCUCUGAGGCAAAGUAAUAGUACUUCAUCAGAGCUCCACAGCGCACCGUACUAAAAUGUACUAAUCUGUACUAAAGUGUACUGAAUUGUACUAAAACAAUAAAAAUGGUUCUGGUGCAUUCUCAGUCAAAAAGUUGGCUGCACAUCAACAAUAUGAGAAAACCAAUCAGCUGUUGGAUCUGUACAAGGAAUGUGCGGAUACGGAAUUCGUGACUCUUCGUGAAAUGUAUAGCGACCGGAAGGAACGACCACUUUCGGACACUUCACAUGAUAAAUUCAAUAAAUUGUAUCAGACGUAUGGAAGUGACAAGGACAUUCAAAAACAAAUACAAAGCAAAUAUAUGGUCGUUAAAAGCAAAUUGCCAGAAGCAGCUGCAAACCUACGACGUUUCGUUUAUGUAUUGGAUGAAGAGCAGGAAAAAGAAAAUGAAUAUGAGCCCGAAACGCAACGACAAAUUGAACGACCGCCAGUCGUUAAAGCUGCUGCUCAAAAGUUCAACGAUUGCUUGACACAAUUAAUCACGUAUGGUUUGAAUGAGGCAACCAUUGCAAUCGCACGAAGUACGCUACUUCCUCUGGAAAGAGGAUUACUCAAAACGAAGCUAUUCCAGGAUUAUUCCAAGGAUGGACUUGCCUGGGCCGAACACAUUUUGACUACAAACAAUUUCAUCAAUGUGCUUAUGAACUCGAAUGAGGCCUGUGAUGAUUUUCUACGACCCGUUUGGUGGGUCGCUCGUAUUGAUGGCCAAAAUGAUCGCUACAUUCUGAUCUUGUUGAGCUCUUAUGAAUGUCAUCACCUUUUGCCAGCUUUUCAGACCAGCACCAAAUCAACAUUACACACGUUUCGUCCACGUCUGAGUAAACUACACAGCGAUUUAAUGGAUGAAGAAGAUUUGAAAAUCACAGGAAAAUCUAAAACCGUCGACCUUUCAGUGAAUGAUUCGGCUCAAAUCAAAAUGUACUCCGGGUCGAUGUAUUUCAAGAACGAAGCACAACAAAGUGCUUACUGUCACUUUUUGGGCUUGAUACCACGACCACGAACACUUGAACAAGAGCUGGCUUUUCAACGAGGAAUUAUCAAGCCGAAUGGAUUUGUUCCACCCGAACAUCGUCGAGAGGCGUCUACAAUCCAACAAGUUGGCCAAUGUAAAUUUCAACGCAAUCCCGUCAAUUUGGCCACCAAACUGAUUGAAGCGCAUCAUGAAUUUAUGCGCAAAGAAUCACAUGCAGCUUUCAUUCUGGAACGGGGAUCUACAGAACGGAACACAUUUUAAAGUGGAACGACAGCGCGGCAAAGAAACAUACAUCAAAUAACCAUACAACAGUACAUUUCACAUUGCUAUUUUUUAUUGAAACAAACGAACCAAAAAUGAUGAGAAAAAAAACAAAAAAAGCAGUUACCUUCAUUGAACUCACACAUGUAAUAGCUAUUUUUCAUGAAAAUUUGAUCAUUUUGACUGCCAUAGAACUUUUUGCCAACAACAAUUAUCCUGACAAGUUUAUAAAACGCACAAUUUUUCUAUAUUUUACAUAUUUUGACUAAAAACUGCAACAAAAAAAUUUAAAAAAAAUUUAUAAAAUGACAAAAAAGUGGAAAACAAAUACAAUCUCAGUUUUCCCAAUAAAA
This is a messenger RNA of Sitodiplosis mosellana (orange wheat blossom midge), 3129 nucleotides long. RefSeq names its product zinc finger protein 431-like. Lineage: Eukaryota; Metazoa; Arthropoda; Insecta; Diptera; Cecidomyiidae. Gene Ontology annotation, molecular function: RNA polymerase II transcription regulatory region sequence-specific DNA binding; DNA-binding transcription factor activity, RNA polymerase II-specific. The coding region runs from base 95 to 1027 and encodes 310 amino acids. Gene Ontology annotation, biological process: regulation of transcription by RNA polymerase II. Gene Ontology annotation, cellular component: nucleus. The transcript has 3 exons. The record is from RefSeq and is a predicted model, not a curated record.